AUGUCUUCACAACGACCUGGCCCUGUGCCCAAGUCAACCACUCCAUUCUGGAGAACAGAACGACAUGAGUUGGACACACAUCGCAGCACGCCUGAACUGCCCGAGGAGUGUGAUGUGCUGAUUAUCGGCGCUGGUUUCGCCGGGGCAGCUUUGGCACAUUAUAUCUAUGAAGACAAUCCUUCACCGCCGUCGGUGGUCAUCCUUGAGGCCAGAGAGGCAUGUUCCGGCGGCCACUUAAAACCCGAUGUGUAUUUCAACAUGCCGAAGUAUAUCAAGAAAUACGGCGUCAAGGCCGCUGUUGAAGUGUCCAAGUUUGAAGCAUCUCAGGUCUACGCCGUCAAGCAGCUCGUCGAGAAGGAGAAGAUUGAUUGCGACUUCGUCUUGACCCGAGCAUGUGAUGCUACACUGCACAAGGGACUCGCCGAAGAAACUGAUCGCGCUUUUGCAGAGAUGGUCAAGACUGGCGUGACGGAUUUCAAGGACGUCUAUCAUGCCAGACAAGAGGAUGCUGAGCGGGUCUCUGGCGUCAAAGGCGCUCUCUCCGCAUUCACAUUCACCGCCGGCCACAUCUGGCCCUACAAACUAGUCAUGCACCUCCUCCAAGGCGUCGUGUCCAAAGGCGCCAACCUGCAAACCAUGACGCCCGUCACGCACGUAUCCGAGCAUCCUCUCCCAGACGGUCGAUGGCUAGUUGAAACGGAACAGCGGGGCUCCAUCAAGGCCAAAAAAGUCCUGCUCGCCACCAACGCAUACACCGCCGACAUCGCACCCCAGUUCAAGAACCACAUCGUCCCGGUGCGCGGGAUCUGCAGCCGCAUCGUGGUUCCCGAGGGAAAAGUUAAGCCGCGUUUGACGCAGACAUACAGUAUCCGCCAGGGACCGUCCAUGUUCGACUACCUAAUCCCCCGACUUGACGGCAGCAUCGUGGUUGGCGGCGCGAAGCCCAAUUUCUGGUCCGACCCCUCGCACUGGUAUAAUGUCAAAGAUGAUAGCCAGCUGAUCGAGCCGGCGAAGCCCUACUUCGACGGUCUGAUGCAGAGGACGUUCAUUGGGUGGGAGGACAGCGGCGCCUACACUGACAAAGUGUGGACGGGAAUCAUGGGCUACAGCUCGGACUUCAUGCCGUAUAUUGGCGACGUGCCCGGUAAGCCGGGCCAGAUGGUCAUGGCGGGCUUCUCGGGACAUGGCAUGCCUUUGAUCCUGCUCUCGGCUAAGGCUGUGGUGCAGAUGUUGCGGCAUGGCAAGAGGUUCGAGGAGACGGGGGUCCCUGAGGUGUUUCGUGUCACGAAGGAACGAUUGGACAGUACUCGGAACGAUAUCCUGGGUGAUAACCAGGCUGGCGGGGUAAAAAGCAAACUAUGA
Messenger RNA from Capronia coronata CBS 617.96, 1362 nucleotides. RefSeq lists its product as uncharacterized. The coding region runs from base 1 to 1362 and encodes 453 amino acids. Gene Ontology annotation, molecular function: oxidoreductase activity. Lineage: Eukaryota; Fungi; Ascomycota; Eurotiomycetes; Chaetothyriales; Herpotrichiellaceae. Gene Ontology annotation, cellular component: cytoplasm. The transcript has 4 exons. The record is from RefSeq and is a predicted model, not a curated record.